Molecule: messenger RNA, 2878 nt
Organism: Cryptomeria japonica (Japanese cedar)
Lineage: Eukaryota; Viridiplantae; Streptophyta; Pinopsida; Cupressales; Cupressaceae
Product: beta-D-xylosidase 4
Exons: 7
Coding region: 222-2570 (782 amino acids)
Biological process (GO): arabinan catabolic process; xylan catabolic process
Cellular component (GO): plant-type cell wall
Molecular function (GO): xylan 1,4-beta-xylosidase activity; alpha-L-arabinofuranosidase activity
Source: RefSeq, a predicted model, not a curated record
AUGAAGAAUGAUGAAGAGGCGAAGAGAUGAUUAGUUUUGAUCUAUAAAAACGUCCUGUUACUUGUUAGCAAUGCCAUUGACACAAGUAAGUUGGUGGGUUGAUAGCCAACUGAACUUGCCGUUUGUUGGAAUCACCCACUGGUGGAGAUCUAUUUAUGGUGUUCACGCCUGCUCAAGCAAUUCAUUCAUCAACAAGGCCUCCUGCUUGAACAUAUCGAAAGAUGAAGAGGAUAAAACCGUUGGGCUCUGUAGAUCCCUUUUCCUCUUCUGUAAUGGAGUAUUUGGUGGCUAUGUUGGUUUUCAUUGGCCUGGUUUUGAAUGGAGCAGUAGUUGUGGACUCUGCCCCUCUUUUCCCCUGUGAUCCUAGUAGUGGGCUGAGCUUGUUUCCCUUCUGUAGCACUUCUCUGCCUGUUGGGCAGAGAGCGCAGGAUCUCAUUGGGCGCCUCACAUUGACGGAGAAAGUUGGGCAGCUUGUGAAUGCAGCUAGUGCUAUUCCAAGGCUGGGUAUUCCAGCUUACAAUUGGUGGUCUGAAGCCUUGCAUGGAGUGUCAAAUGUAGGCCCAGGGACUCGAUUUGGGGGCAGCGUUCCAGGGGCUACCAGUUUUCCCCAAGUCAUUCUUACUGCUGCUUCCUUCAAUACUACUCUCUGGGAAGCCAUUGGUCGGGUGGUGUCGACAGAAGCGCGGGCGAUGUAUAAUGUGGGGCUGGCAGGGCUAACAUACUGGAGCCCCAACGUAAACAUAUUCCGGGACCCCAGAUGGGGAAGAGGGCAGGAGACUCCGGGAGAGGAUCCCGUGGUGGCCAGCAAAUAUGCUUCACACUACGUCAGGGGAUUGCAGGAAACAGACGGUGCAGACCCCAACAGACUCAAGGUCGCCGCCUGCUGUAAGCACUAUACCGCCUAUGACGUGGACAAUUGGAACGGAGUUCAACGUUAUACGUUCGACGCCCAGGUUACAAAGCAAGAUUUGGAGGACACAUUUAAUCCGCCAUUCAAGAGCUGCGUGUCGGAUGGCAAAGUAGCGAGUGUGAUGUGCUCUUACAACAAAGUAAACGGCAUCCCAACCUGCGCCGACAAAAAUCUCCUCUCUGGGACUGUGAGGGGCGACUGGAAUUUGAACGGGUACAUAGUCUCCGACUGCGAUUCCGUUGAUGUAUUAUACAAUCAACAGCACUAUACAGCCAGCCCUGAAGAUGCAGUUGCUGACACCAUUAAAGCAGGUUUGGAUCUGGACUGUGGAUCCUUCCUUGGGGACCACACAGAAGCAGCUGUGAAAGCAGGGAAAGUGGACGAGUCCCUGGUUGAUAAAGCUUUGGUUAACACCUUUACAACAUUGAUGAGGCUUGGCUGGUUUGAUGGGGAUCCCACCAAGCAGCCAUAUGGAAACCUGGGACCGAAAGAUGUGUGUACUGCGGAGCAUCAAGAACUAGCUCUAGAUGCCGCCAGGCAAGGGAUAGUGCUUCUCAAGAAUAAGGGUGCAUUACCACUAGCCGCAAACAAGAUUAAGUCCUUGGCUGUCAUUGGGCCCAAUGCAAAUGGUACCAGGGUCAUGAUUGGCAACUAUGAAGGUAUUCCGUGCAAGUAUACAUCACCCCUUGAUGGCCUCUCCAAAUACGCACAAACUCAAUUUACCCCAGGUUGCUCGAACGUGGCAUGUACUGGGAAUGAUUUGUUGGCCGGGGCAGUCAAUACAGCAAAAGCGGCAGAUGCCACAGUGUUGAUAGUAGGCGGUGACCUGUCAUUGGAGGCCGAGGGGCUGGACAGAACAAGUUUGUUGAUGCCUGGUUACCAACAGCAGCUGGUAUCCCAGGUUGCAAGUGCAUCAAAGGGUCCCGUAGUGCUUGUCAUUAUGUCAGGCGGUCCUUUCGAUAUAACAUUUGCAAAGGAUGAUGAUAAAAUUGCAGGCAUUCUUUGGGUGGGUUAUCCAGGACAAGCAGGAGGAGCAGCCAUUGCAGAUGUAAUUUUUGGACAAUAUAAUCCAGGUGGGAGAUUGCCUGUAACUUGGUACCCACAAGAGUUUGUUAAAGUUGCCAUGACUGACAUGAACAUGAGGCCAGAUGCAUCCAAAGGAUAUCCUGGCCGAACUUACAGAUUCUACGAGGGUAAAACUGUUUAUAUGUUUGGGGAUGGUCUGAGUUACACAAACUUCAAACACACUCUAGUUCAGGCACCUAAGCUGCUUACUCUUCCCAUGGGUGGUAAACAUGCAUGCUUCCAUGGAAGCUCCAAUUCUUCUUGUAAAGCUGUCAGAAUAACACACACUAAAUGUCAGAACUUGCUCAUGGAGGUGCAUGUUGAUGUGAAGAAUGUUGGCCCUAGAGAUGGAAGCCAUGUGUUAUUCUUAUUUUCUACACCACCGUACAAAUACAAUGCUCCUAAGAAGCAAUUGCUUGGAUUCAGAAAGAUUCAUGUCCCAACAGGAGUCAAGAGAAGAGUCCAUUUCAAUGUUGAUGUAUGCAAGGAGCUCAGUGUUGUUGAUAAAAAUGGCACUAGAAAGCUGCCAGUGGGUUCUCAUCUUCUUCACAUAGGUGAUUUGCAACACUCUGUCGAUCUUAAAAUAACUAGCUAAGCUAAUUCUCCUCAAUUAUGUCCUGUUUCCGCAAGGAACUCAGAAGUUUCCAUGACUAUUUAGUUGUCACUCAGUUAGGCUUUUAAUUAUAUUCCUUACAGUGAUAUUGUUUCUCAUAGCUACAGGGUAUUUUGCCUGUAACACUAGUCUUCUCAUGAUGUAUUCUUGUGAGGAGGUAUUAAAUUCAAUCAAAAGAUUGGCCUCCUCAGCUCUUGGUAUAUUGAUUGCUUACUUAGCAUUUUCCCUUGAUUGCCAUUUUAUGGCUUGAUUUUUUAUCACUGAAUAAAAAUUACAUUUUUUUGUUAAAA